This is a messenger RNA of Rhododendron vialii, 4823 nucleotides long. Its product is annotated as SNF2 domain-containing protein CLASSY 1-like. The transcript has 8 exons. The record is from RefSeq and is a predicted model, not a curated record. NCBI's taxonomy places the organism in Eukaryota, Viridiplantae, Streptophyta, Magnoliopsida, Ericales, Ericaceae. Bases 594 to 4436 code for a protein of 1280 amino acids. Gene Ontology annotation, molecular function: ATP-dependent chromatin remodeler activity; ATP binding. Gene Ontology annotation, biological process: gene silencing by siRNA-directed DNA methylation.
CUUUUACUCCCAACGAACCUCUGCUUCAGUGCUUCCAUCAGAGCUGCUCCCCCUUUCCCCUUUGUUUCCAGUGCCAUUUCGCUCUCACAUGCAGCAGAAAGCCAGACCGAUAAUCAAGAAUCCCAACCCCGAGAUUCUCACUCCCUGUGCGCCAUAGAUUUCUCCGCCCCACUCUCUCUCUCUCUCUCUCUCUCUCUCUACAUGGCUUUUGUCCAGAGAAUCUUUAGUAGUAGUAACUAGUACUAGUAGAAGCCAAUGUCACUCCUCCGCUCCAAUUGGCCGGAAUCCCACCCCUGUAUCUAUCCGCUCGAUCCGAACCUGCUCCUAGCUUCAAGUGUAAUAAAUCUGUGCAAAUCUGUAAAUUUGUAAAGCGUGCAGAGGAUGAUGGAUCGGAGUUUUGACUUUGGUUUACUGAAUUUGACCUUGUGGAGCUGAAUUUUAGCUUUUCUUCAAAUGCUACCAGAAGAUGUGCCUGGUCAACAGCGAAUUGCAGGUACAUGUCCAUAUUCUCGAGUGGUGAAUUGCAGGUGCAGAACUUUAUCCUGCACAUUUUACUGGAGUAUCGGGACGAUUGAGAUCUCUUGUUAAGAGUCAUGAAGAGAAGGAAUAUACAUCAAAGCUCACAUCCAUUUGAUCCAUGCCCUUUUGAGGCAUUUUAUUACGGCUCAUGGCAAACUGUGGAGCGCUUGCGAAUUAAGGAUGGGGCUAUAACCAUGCUUUUGGUAGAUGGUGAAAAUAUUGUAGAAGAAAAUGUCCCCCUAUCAAACCUUCGAGUAAGGUCGAGAAAAGCAACUUAUUCAGAUUGCACUUGCUUUUUAAGGCCGGGACUUGAUGUUUGUGUGCUAUCAACCUUACAACUUACAGAAAAUUCAAGUGAAGAGGAAAAGCAGGAGCCUGUCUGGUUGGAUGCUAAAAUAAAAUCUGUCGAGAGGAAGCCUCACGAAUCUAAAUGUGCUUGCCAAUUUUACGUUAGCUUCUAUGCUACACAAGGCCCUCUUGGAAUGACAAAGAAAGCACUUGUUAAGGAAAUCACUAUGGUGCAAAUUGAUCAAAUUUCCAUCAUUCAAAAGCUUGAAUGGAACCCAUGUGAAAAUGAGCACUACCGUUGGGACUUAACUGAGGAUUGUUUCUCGGUGCAUAUAUACAAGUUAUUCACAGGAAAAUUCUCAUCUGAUCUUUCAUGGCUACUUGUUGUUUCUGUUUUGAAGCAACUUGAAUUCUACGUAAGGUCAAUACACAACAGGAUAGUCUAUCAGAUUUCUGAUGAUGAUGGUGACGGUGACGGUGACCAUUGUUCUCCAAAUUCAGAAGGCCGUUCCAAUGCUGUGAAUUUUAAGUUAGAGAAUGGAAUUUCAGUCCCUGUUGUUGUACCCUUCACACCAAUAAGUACUCCUGAGAAGGGAACUGGUUCUAGCAUGGAUGGAGAAGAACUGGGGUCAUCUUUUGAUGUCAUGGGUUUGCGUCGAUCCAAGCGGCGAUAUGUGCAACCAGAGCGUUACAUGGGUUGUGAUGAUUUAUCUGAGUCUGAUAUUGAUGUGGUUCGAAUGUACAAAACAUACAGAUGGGAAUAUGAAGAAAUGCCAUUGGCGCCAUUGGCACUAUCGAUCCAAGCUGACCAUGCACAUCAGUUGGAUGACCACUCCGAGUUUGACAAAAGGGUCGUUUCAUAUGCAAAAGAUCAAUAUGAGUUUUUUUUUGGGUCCCAAAAAUCACUCAAAUCUCUGGAGGUGGAAUCACGUGUAUCUAAUCAAUGCGAGCAUCCACCACGACUUACUAAUCAAAUACAAGAUCCACUACAACUUGCUAUUGUUCCUGUGACCGAUAACACCAAUCAAACUGUCCAUGAGGAGAAUCCCCUUCGUGCUGAGAUUCCUGGGAAGUAUUCAGAGGUCGUUGGUCAAGCGGUUUCAAAGUAUAUUUACAUUAAUGGUACCCAUAGAGUGCAUAGAAGAAGUACUUCUGAGGGUGACAUUCCAGAGAGUGAAGGUACUCGAUGGGGGUGGAAAAGUUUAUACAAGAAAACUCGCAGAAGAAGGGAUAGGUCUAAACCUUCGGGAAGGGAGAGUUUUCGCGAUGCAGGAACAACUAACUGCAAGAGAUCAUUUAGUGCGAGUAUGUACAGGGAGUUGAUAAGGAGAUGUAUGGACAACAUAAAAUCCACAAUCAACAAAGAACAACCACUAGUUAUUGAUCAGUGGAAAGACUUCCAGGCAUCGAAGUUCAUGGAGCAAAGGGAUGGUAGUGAAGUACCCUCGAAAAAUGAGGAAGAAGACUCGGAAAUAGAGAUGUUAUGGAAGGAAAUGGAACUUUGCAUGCAAUCAAAUUAUCUCAAUGAAGACAGUGAGGGUUCCAAUGUUGAAGUCCCCAAUGAGAAUGUGCAGAAUUCAAGUAAGCACCGUGGACAAGCUUGUCGACAUGAAUACAAACUAAAUGAAGAAAUAGGAAUUCUGUGUCGCUUAUGUGGCUUUGUGCUCACCGAAAUAAGAGAUGUCUCGCCAUCAUUUUUGCAAUCCACUGUUUGUAUUCCAAACAAGGGCCCACGCAAUGAAGAAGAUUCAGAUCAUGAAGAUGUGGGGCUUGAUCUUGCAUGCAUUCCUGCUACUUCCAACAUUCCGUUAUCGGAGGGGGAAGACAAUGUAUGGACCUUAAUACCCGAGCUUCAAAAGAAAUUACGCUUCCACCAAAAGAGGGCAUUUGAGUUCCUCUGGCGUAACAUUGCUGGUUCUUUGGUACCAGCUCUUAUGGAACCUUCAGUUAACCGGAGAGGAGGUUGUGUUAUCUCUCAUUCUCCCGGGGCUGGUAAAACUUUUCUCAUCAUUGCAUUCCUUGUGAGCUUCUUGAAGCUAUUCCCAGGAUCAAGGCCUUUGGUCCUCGCACCAAAAACAACGCUGUACACCUGGUACAAAGAGAUAAUCAAGUGGGAUAUUCCUAUUCCGGUUUAUCAAAUCCAUGGUGGUCAAACCUACAGAGGUGAAGUCCAAAGGCAGAAAUUGAAGUUAUCACCCGGAGCUCCAAAACCCAACCAAGAUGUGAUGCAUGUGUUGGACUGUAUGGAGAAAAUUCAAAAAUGGCUUGCUGGCCCAAGUAUUCUUCUGAUGGGUUAUACCUCAUUUCUAACAAUGACGCGGGAAGAUUCAAAAUAUGCUCACAGAAAAUAUAUGGGCCAAGUGUUGCGGCAGAGUCCUGGUAUUCUUAUACUUGACGAGGGGCACAACCCAAGAAGCACUAAGUCAAGGUUGAGGAAAGGUUUGAUGAAGGUUGAGACAGGGCUCAGGAUUUUGCUCUCCGGUACAUUGUUUCAGAACAACUUUGGAGAGUAUUUCAACACCCUCACUUUGGCACGACCGAGUUUUGUGGGUGAGGUUUUGAAGGAACUGGACCCGAAGUACAAGAGGAGGAAGAAAGGAGCAAAAACACGCUUUUCGCUCGAAAAUAGAGCAAGAAAGCUUUUCAUUGACAAAAUUGCAAAGAAAAUCGAUUCAGGCAUUGCAGAAGAACGAGCUGAAAGUCUGAACACUUUGAAGAAAUUGACUGGCGGUUUUAUAGAUGUUUACGAAGGUGGAGUUUCUGACAGCCUUCCUGGUUUACAAUGUUACACUCUGAUGAUGAAGUCAACACCUUACCAACAAGAGCUGCUGACAAAACUUCAGAACCAAAGACCUGCUUACAAAGGAUUUCCUCUGGAACUGGAGCUUCUCAUUACUCUUGGCUCCAUACAUCCUUGGUUGAUCAGAACCACUACAUGUUCCAGUCAAUACUUCAGUGAAGAAGUACUGGAGGAUCUUGAUAGGUACAAGUUUGAUUUAAAAUUCGGUUCAAAAGUGAGAUUCGUUAUGAGCCUUAUACCGCGAUGUAUUAUAAGGAAAGAGAAGGUUCUCAUUUUUUGCCACAACAUCGCUCCGAUUAACCUAUUUCUAGAAAUAUUCGAGGCAUUCUAUGGCUGGCGGAAAGGUGAAGAGGUUUUGGUCCUUCAAGGGGAUCUUGAGCUUUUUGAAAGAGGAAGGGUGAUGGAUAAGUUUGAGGAACCUGGUGGGCCCUCAAAGGUGAUGCUGGCUUCGAUCAACGCUUGUGCUGAAGGCAUCAGUUUGACUGCAGCUUCGCGGGUGAUCUUAUUGGACUCUGAGUGGAAUCCUUCAAAGAGCAAGCAAGCUAUUGCGCGAGCUUUUAGGCCUGGUCAGGCGAAAGAGGUGUACGUGUACCAGCUCUUGGCUACUGGAACCCUAGAAGAAGAGAAGCACACUAGGACCACAUGGAAGGAAUGGGUUUCUUGUAUGAUAUUUAGUGAGGAGAAUGUGGAGGACCCGUCACGCUGGCAAGCAGAAAAAAUCGAAGAUGAUGUGUUGAGGGAGAUUGUGGAAGAGGAUCGAACUACUCUGUUCCAUUCAAUAAUGAAGAAUGAGAAGGCUUCGAAUGCGGUGGUUAGAGGUAAAGACUAAACUCAUGACUUGGAUCAUAAUACUGGAAUAUGCAGAACCUGCUUGCCAUUUAUGCAUGAGUUGAUGAUGAACUGAUGAUUUGUGCGAUUGUUGGCGAGUCCAGCUUGGUGGUGUGUUGUUCAGCUUGGUGUGAAAACUUAACGAGCUUCAAAAAUAUGUUCAAAUUAGGUUUGUUUGUCAGUCGAGUUGAUCUCAAACAAGCUUUUAUUUGGUUGCGUAGAAUGUGCUUUUCAUUUUAGCAUGACUUGAUGUACUAAUAAAAUUUUCGAACUUGGUUUGUAUGUUAUCGAGCCGAUCUCAAACUGGCAUCAAGGGGUUAUGUAAAACGUGCCUGUCGUUUUAGCAUGACUUAUGUAGUAAUAAUAUGUGAUUUGUGAACUUUUGCUA